UUGUGCCGCCGCCGCUGCUCCGGAAUUGAGUAGCUGCUGCUGGAAUCCAAGCGAGGGGUCAGAUCGCCUGCUGCCAGUGCAGGGGCCCGGGGGAUAUCUGUAAUGUCCAAGACGAAAGGCCGCGGGAAGAGGAGUGCUCAGCACCAGUCUGUGAUUAGCAAGUUCUUCCGCCCUGUAGUCAGCAAAGAUCAGGGCAAAGGACAGGGGCAGGACAAUGCAGCAACAAUCUCCCUCACCUCAGAUGCAGCAGGGCAGCAGGUUGGGUGUUGCCAGGUUAUGGGACCAGUCUGCAGUCAGGGAAAGAAAACACAAGUUGGUCAGGAUGAACCAAAGUCAAAACGAAAGAGACUGGCAAGUGAGGAAGAGAAUGAAAGUGGGGGAAUAGUUGAAAAGAACCAUGAUCAGCCAACAGCACGUAUCCAUGCCAUUGUAUCUUCAUCUACCAUGGAUAGAUUAAAAGGAUUUUCAAUUGAUAGUCAGCAAGAACCAUCAGUUACUAAAGGCCCGGGUGUGGAUAUCCAAUUCAAAAGAUUCAAAGAUGCAGAAAAUUGUGAUCUAAACUCUGACAGUGUUUGCACAGAACUGGAUGACUUUGUUCAUCCCAAAGAUGCAGACAGAGACGGAUUGUAUAAGUGUCGCUCUCGAGAAGUUGUAGGUCUGGAUUUAGGACAAUGUUCAGCUCCAAACAAGGGAAACAGUGUGAAGAGCCCUUUCGAAACAGGCAUUGUCAACCGGAGGACCAAAAGCACGUACACUCCACUAGAACUACAAUACCUGGAGAUCAAAGACCAACACAAGGAUGCAGUGCUGUGUGUGGAGUGUGGAUACAAAUACAGGUUUUUUGGUGAAGAUGCUGAGAUUGCAGCUCGAGAGCUGAAUAUUUACUGUCACCCAGACCAUAACUUCAUGACUGCCAGCAUACCGGUUCACCGUCUCUUUGUUCAUGUCCGUCGGCUAGUCGCUAAAGGAUACAAGGUGGGAGUGGUGAAACAGACUGAGACUGCAGCUCUUAAAGCUGUUGGAGAGAACAAAGGCAAUCUGUUCACUCGCAAGCUGACUGCUCUGUACACCAAGUCUACACUCAUUGGAGAAGAUAUUAACCCACUGCUGAACCUGGACAGUGACUCGGUCGAAGAUGUGCCAAGUGAGCUUUCCAACAACUACCUGUUGUGCAUCUGUGAACAGCUGCAGAAGAGAAAAGAUCACACGAAGCAAGGAGUUCGGAUUGGGCUUGUGGCAGUCCAGCCCAACACCGGUGACGUGGUUUAUGAUUGUUUUCUUGAUUGCAAAUCCAGAUCUGAGCUGGAAAGCCGGAUCCUAUGUCUACAGCCAGUUGAAAUUUUGCUUCCAGUGGAGUUGUCAGAGAACACAGAAAAGCUUCUCGCAAGCAUCACAGCUUCAAGCUUACGUGAUGACAGAAUUCGUGUGGAGCGAAUGGACGGUAUUCACUUUGAAUAUAGUCAUGCCUUCCAGGUGACCUCUGAGUUUUAUGCGCAAGGAGCGCCUGAUGUUUCAGAAUCACAACAAUUGUCCAUAAUAUUAAAUUUGGAGAUGUCGGUUGUUUCAUGUUUGGCAGCGGUCAUCAAAUAUCUAUCUGAAUUCAAAUUGGAAAAGGUCCUACAUAAUUUGAGUAAAUUGAGCAAAUUUUCUGAGGACUCCACAUGCAUGUCAAUCAAUGGCACAACCUUGAAGAACUUGGAAAUUUUACAAAACCAGACCACUGGCACAACAAAAGGUAGUCUACUUUGGGUACUUGAUCAUGCCCAGAAUUCCUUUGGGAGACGGCUUCUGAAGAAAUGGGUAGCACAGCCUUUAACGAAAGCAAGUGAAAUUAAUGAUCGAUUGGAUGCAGUCACUGAAAUUCUGUCAUCAGAUUCCAUUGUCUUGGCAAAGACCCAAAAGCUCCUGUCUAAGCUCCCGGAUCUGGAGAGAGGAAUCUGUAGUAUUUACCACAAGAAGUGUUCCACAUGGGAGUUUUACCAGUUGGUCCACACGUUGUCAGGUUUGGAGGUGGGUUUCCAGGCCCUGCUUCCAGCUGUUGAGGCCCAGUUAAAUUCCUCCCUCCUUCGUAGUAUUUUGUUGGAACUGCCACAGCUGUUGGAUCCUGUGCAUCACUACGUAAAGAUUUUGGAUGAAAGUGCAGCCAAGAUAGGUGAUAAGACGCAGCUCUUUACAGACCUCACCGACUUCCCUGUCAUUCAGCAGCGAAAGCUGGAGAUUCAGGAGGUUCUUUCCCGACUGCAGGAUCAUCGCAGAGAGAUCCGAUUGAUUCUGAAGAAACCGUCUUUAGAUUAUGUGACCGUUUCAGGGCAAGAGUUUCUGAUAGAAGUCAAAAGUUCUCUACUAUCCAUCAUUCCAGCUGAUUGGACACAAAUUUCAAGCACAAAAGCUGUCAUCCGUUUCCAUAGCCCAUUCAUCGUGGAGCAGUAUAAGCGUCUGUGCCAACUUCGAGAGCAGCUUGCCCUUGACUGCAAUGCAGAGUGGCAGAAAUUGUUGGACCAGUUUGGUGAAUACUAUCGUGGAAUAAGAAAUGCAAUCAGUCACCUGGCAACCAUUGAUUGCAUCUUUUCAUUGGCAGCAGUUGCUAAGCAAGGAGGGUAUACGAGACCAAUUGUGCUGGAAGAACAGAGACAAAUAAUGAUUAAGAAUGGUAGACACCCCAUAAUUGAUGUUCUUAUGGGAGAACAAGAGCAGUAUGUUCCAAAUAGUACUGAACUUCAUGGCGAUGGACAGAGAGUAAUGGUAAUUACUGGGCCCAAUAUGGGAGGAAAGAGUUCCUACAUUAAACAAGUGGCACUGAUUACUAUCAUGGCACAAAUUGGAUCAUAUGUCCCUGCAGAAGAAGCUGUGAUCGGCAUUGUGGAUAACAUUUACACGAGAAUGGGAGCAUCUGACAAUAUCUACAAAGGUCAAAGCACAUUUAUGGAAGAGCUGACAGAAGCUGCCGAGAUCAUUAAGAAAGCAACAUCUCGAUCGUUAAUCAUUUUGGAUGAAUUGGGAAGAGGCACAAGUACUCAUGAUGGUAUUGCCAUCGCUUAUGCUACUCUGGAGCACUUUAUUAAAGAUGUGAAAUCCCUGACGCUGUUUGUUACACACUACCCCCCCGUGUGUGAGCUGGAAAAACUCUACCCAAAGAAUAUCAGGAAUUAUCACAUGGCCUUCCUGCUCAAUGAGGAAGUUCAUGAACCAAACGGAUCUGUGGAGGAGUUGCAACCAGAGUUGAUCACUUUUCUGUAUCAAGUGACGGAGGGAGCUGCUGAUCGCAGCUAUGGCCUGAAUGUUGCGAAACUAGCAAGUAUCCCUGAAGAAGUGCUGAAGAAAGCUGCUCAGAAAUCAAAGGAGUUGGAAAGCCUGAUGAAUGUCAAGAGGAAGAAAAUGAAAUCCUUCUCUGAAGUCUGGAGAAUAAAUGAAGGGAAAGAACUGAUGGACUGGGUGAUGGUGAAUAAGUAGAGAUUUUUUUUUCUUUUUUUAAAAAUAAAUACAUCGAUAUGUGAUGCUGAUCUCCUCCUUAUGUGUGUUUGGUUUCAGGGGAAACUUGGGGUUUUGCAUCGUAACCAAUGAGAGAAAUACUCAAUUGCACUGUCUUUACAAGUUGUUUUUACCCUGUCCCUGCUUUGUCCUUAUUCAGCUUGUUUAUGUUCUCCAUGUAAAUCCUACAAAAUAAGAUAAAUAUAGAUAAGGAAGUACAAUUAACACAUCUUGGCUUUUUCGUCCAGAAAAACUAUUAGGCCCCCUUUCUAUUCAUGCCAUCCAACCAUUUCUUAAAUGACUUGUAAGGCUUUUUUGCCUUUAAUUUCAGUACUUCAAGAAAGUUCUGAGGUCAACGAUAAAUUUCAGCAGUUUGAACAGUGUCCAUUGUCCUAAAUCAUACAAUCUUGACAUGUUUUUAUAACCCAUGGCCAAUUUCAUAAAGGUGUUGCCAGAAUUUAUAUCUUGGAAAGAAUCCCGAGACAUCAGUACAGAGAACACUGUUCCAUUCUGAAUCCAGACAAUAUUUUGUAUCUUUUUUAAAUAAGAGAAACUACAGAUUCCUCUUCCCCUCUGCUGGGCAUUUUUUUUCUAAAUGCAGUAAAGUUGACAUUAAGCAAACUUUUAAAAUAAAGUGAUGAGUUGGACUAAAGUUAUACCAUCGUGCUUCCUUUUUUGCUGCUUGUACAGAGAGCUGAGAAGAAAGGACCGUGUGUGAAGUCCUGCUGCUUUUUAAUGGGAAGGUUAUGUUUAACUUGUGUAUUUUGUUAGGAAUCAGGGAAAAAAAUCACAUUUGCCUAAAAUCUAAUUGUAAUUCUGUGUUAAAUUAGAAAAAAAGUGAGAGCAAUUUGUAACCAGUGUAAUGUAUUGUAAAC
Stegostoma tigrinum is the source of this 4343-nucleotide messenger RNA. RefSeq names its product mutS homolog 3 (E. coli) (gene msh3). Gene Ontology annotation, biological process: somatic recombination of immunoglobulin gene segments; mismatch repair; mitotic recombination. The record is from RefSeq and is a predicted model, not a curated record. The transcript is spliced from 24 exons. Lineage: Eukaryota; Metazoa; Chordata; Chondrichthyes; Orectolobiformes; Stegostomatidae. Gene Ontology annotation, cellular component: nucleus. Bases 103 to 3450 code for a protein of 1115 amino acids. Gene Ontology annotation, molecular function: ATP-dependent DNA damage sensor activity; ATP binding; mismatched DNA binding.